UGUCUGCGGGGGGGGGAGGAGGAGGGGGCGCGGCUCCCCCCCCCCCACGCACACGGCGAACGCAGAGACAGGGUGGAGGGUGUGGAGAGGGGAGCUGCUGCUGCUGCUGCUGCUGCGUUUGAAUGGGGCCAGGCGGGAGCCAGCAGCCGGCUGCCGUGUGGCUCGCUCCUCCUGCAGCAAGAGAAGGAGUCGAGGAAAGCGGGCGGCGGCGCGGUGAGGCAGCAAGGCAAGCGGGAGAGGCCUGCGCGCCGGAAGUGAGCGCGCUUGGAGCUGGCUGAGCCCGAGAAAGCUCGGCCGGCGGGGCUGCUCGCCGACGUUUGCGGUGGCUGCGGCUGGCUGUGUCGGGCUCAAGAGUGUGAGACGGAGGAGGAGGAGGAAGAAGGGGAAGGAAGUCUCGCCGCCGCUGCCGCCGCCAGGAGCCUCCCCUUCUGGCUUUGGGCUGGCACGGCACGGUGGACGGAGGGGGUGGCUCCAGUCUCGGCUAAAGGAAGCUACCACCAGCCCAGCCACCCAAGGCAGCGACCGCCGGCAAUAGGCAGGGCAUUGAGAGAGUGGCCGCCUCCGCCGCUGGGUCUCCAGCAACAGCCGCCGCCGCCGCCGCCACCAUGGAGCAGCUAUCAGAUGAAGAACUUGAUCAUGGCGCAGAAGAAGACAGUGAUAAGGAGGAUCAAGAUCUGGACAAGAUGUUUGGGGCUUGGCUUGGAGAGCUAGACAAACUCACGCAGAGUCUGGAUACAGAAAAGCCCAUGGAGUCAGUAAAAAGAUCCCCUCUUCGCCAGGAGACCAACAUCGCCAACUUUUCCUAUCGCUUUUCGAUGUACAAUUUGAAUGAAGCUCUGAAUCAUGGAGAGACUGUGGAUCUUGAUGCUCUCAUGGCAGAUCUUUGUUCCAUAGAGCAGGAGCUCAGUAGCAUUGGGUCACAGUCUGCAAACAGCACAUCUAUGAAACGCUUUGCCACAGAAGGAAAAAUAGCUCAGAAACCACCUGGUGGUGGCCGACCUGCUUCCAAACACAGUAGUAUGAAAGGAUUGUCCUCUUCAUCUAGUCGAGUAACUAAGCCUUCGCAUGCUGUCUUUUCCCUGGACGACAUUACCGCACAAUUAGAGAAGGCCUCUCUGAGUAUGGAUGAAGCAGCUCAGCAACCUAUGAUGGAAGAUAGCAAGCCUAUAGUUACUACCCAACAUAGGAGGACAGCAUCAGCAGGUACUGUGAGUGAUGCCGAAGUCCGUUCCAUCAGUAAUUCCUCCCGUUCCAGCAUCACGUCUGCAGCCUCCAGCAUGGACUCCCUGGACAUUGAUAAAGUGACAAGACCUCAGGAACUGGAUUUGACACAAGGACAGCCAGUUAGUGAGCAUAUUGUUUCUGUGGGAUGUUCCAACAAGCAAGCCAGACGUCACAUUGACUUUUUUGAAGAAGAGGCUGAAUUGGCUCCUCACUCCUAUUUGGACAGGGAAACCUCCCUCCUUCUGAGAAACAUUGCAGGAAAGCCUUCUCAUUUGCUGACCAAGGAGGAACAGGCUGCUAAGCUAAAAGCUGAAAAGAUAAGAGUUGCUUUAGAGAAAAUUAAAGAAGCACAAGUUAAAAAGCUUGUGAUUCGGGUCCACAUGUCUGAUGACAGCUCCAAGACUAUGAUGGUAGAUGAAAGGCAAACAGUAAGACAAGUGCUGGAUAACUUGAUGGACAAGUCUCACUGUGGAUUUAGCUUAGAUUGGUCUUUGGUAGAAACUAUCUCAGAAUUACAAAUGGAAAGAAUCUUUGAAGACCAUGAAAACUUAGUUGAAAACCUCCUCAAUUGGACAAGAGACAGUCAAAAUAAACUCAUGUUUGUAGAACGUAUAGAAAAAUAUGCCCUCUUCAAAAAUCCCCAGAAUUAUCUCCUGGGGAAAAGAGAAACCUCUGAAAUGGCAGACAGGAACAAGGAGGUACUUUUGGAGGAGUGCUUUUGCGGAAGCUCAGUAACUGUUCCAGAAAUUGAGGGGGUGUUAUGGCUGAAAGAUGAUGGCAAAAAGUCUUGGAAGAAGCGUUACUUUCUCCUGCGGGCUUCUGGAAUCUACUAUGUUCCAAAAGGAAAAGCAAAGGUUUCACGGGAUCUUGUAUGCUUUCUUCAGCUGGAUCAUGUCAAUGUUUACUAUGGGCAAGACUAUCGGAACAAGUAUAAAGCCCCUACAGACUAUUGUCUAGUGCUAAAGCAUCCUCAGAUCCAGAAGAAAUCCCAGUAUAUCAAGUAUCUGUGCUGUGAUGACGUCAGAACUCUACAUCAGUGGGUAAACGGAAUCCGUAUUGCUAAGUAUGGGAAACAAUUGUAUGUGAACUAUCAAGAAGCUCUGAAAAGGACAGAAUCCGCAUAUGACUGGACUUCCCUGUCCAGUUCUAGUAUUAAGUCAGGAUCCAGCUCAUCUAGUUUGCCAGAAUCUCAGUCGAAUCAUUCUAAUCAGUCUGAUAGUGGGGUUUCGGAUACCCAAACAGGACAUGUCCGUUCCCAGAGUAUUGUCAGCUCCAUCUUUUCGGAGGCCUGGAAACGGGGCACUCAACUGGAAGAAUCCAUAAAAAUUACUGCCAGAAUGGACUCGAUCAAUCGACCUUUUACUUCACUUGCACCACCUCUUUCGCCACAGACUAAAACAGCUACCCCCUAUGCAGCAUCACAACCAUCGCCUCCUCUUCCUCCACCGCCUCCUCCUCCACCUCCACCACCCCCUCCGCCCCCACCCCCUCCGCCCCCUCUCCCUAGUCAGUCUGCGCCAUCUGGAGGUGGCUCAGCCACAUUGUUUGUAAAGUACAGCACUAUAACAAGACUACAGAAUGCCUCUCAGCAUGGUGGGCUUCUCUUCAAACCACCUCUUGUGACACAGCAGCAACCACCACCACCACUUCCUCCACCAGGAAAGCUUCAGAACCUAGUGCCCCCUAAUGGCUUAGUGCCACCACCGCCACCGCCACCACCUCCCCCUACCCCAGGAUCAGCCAUGGCACAGCUCAUGAAGCCAGUGCCCUCCAACCCAUCAGUACCACAAUUCACACCUCCACCUCCUCCACCGCCACCUCUCAAAAUCCACCAAGUUCAUCAGAACAUUCCUCAACCUGUUGCUGCUUCACCACCCCCACCUCCCCCUAUGCCUGCACCCCCACCUCCACAAGCUCCUCCAAAGCCUGUCAUGACUUUGCCUACACAAAACAGCACAAAAGCUGCCUCACCUGUAGUGACACAGCCUAUACCACCUGCACCCACUCCUGUUCCUUCUGCAAUGAAGAAGCAGCCAAGUUUUACUGCUCCACAAAUUCCGUUAUCUCCUAUUCCACUAAGCCCUACACCUCCACCCACUUUACCCAAGCAACAGAGCUAUUCCAGUAAACUUCCUCCUUCCCCGCAGUCUCCUGUGCCGUUGGUUGUGAAGCAAAUAGCCAGUCAGUUUCCUCUUCCUCCCCUACCAGCUUCAGAGCCUCAACCUUUAAAGCCUGCCCCUCUGAGUAUACCACCACAGUCUCCUCCAGCAGUGAAAGCCAAGCCAAAGUGGCAGCCGACCUCUGCCCCCUCUCCUGACUUUCCUCCUCCUCCACCGGAGAGUAGCCUAGCAUUUCCUCCUCCACCUUCCCCAGCUCCAUCAGCAGUAUCUCCCACUCCGGACAAGACCGGUGGCUCUCCAGUCAAAAAAGCAAAUAAGACAUCCAGUCCUGGAGGAAAGAAACCACCUCCUACCCCUCAACGCAAUUCCAGCAUAAAAUCAAACAGCUCAGCAGAGUACCAUGAGUCUAAGAGACCUUCAGUGGACAGCCUGGUCAGCAAGUUUGCACAUCCACCAGAGCCUUCAGGGUCUCCUGCCAAGGAGUCUCCAACUCCCCCUGCAGCUCCUCCAAAACCUGGAAAGCUCAAUCUUCCAAUAGUACUUCAGCAAGCAGGAAUUUCAGCAAAAGCACCUGCUAUGGGAGCAUCUGGGAAGGGUGCUGUGGAAGAAUUUCCUUCUCCGCCAUCUGAUUCAGACUUCCCCCCUCCUCCACCUGAAAUAGAUCUUCCUCUGCCACCAGUAGAGAUUCCUGCUGUGUUUUCAGGCAGUACCUCUCCAAAGGUUGCUGUUGUCAAUCCCCAGCCAUGGUCCAAAUCGUCUGGAAAGAAAGCUCCUCCUCCAACACGGCCUAAGCGCAAUGACAGCACCCGACUCACACAGGCAGAAAUUGCGGAAUUGCAGGUUACUGUCAAUCCGCAAGUGCCCACCUCUCCCAAGUCUGGCCUUAGUGUUCAGCCUGGGUUCUUGGCCGACCUGAACAGGACUCUGCAACGCAAGUCCAUCACGCGACACGGUUCCCUCUCUUCUGCCCGGAUGUCCAGAGGAGAGCCAACUGCUACAAUGGACGAUAUGGCUUUGCCCCCGCCCCCACCAGAACUGCUCACAGACAAGCAGAAGGCUAGCAACUUUGGAGGUAGUCAUAUAUCAGGCUAUGCAACGUUACGGAGGGGCCCACCUCCAGCACCUCCAAAAAGGGAUCAAAAUACCAAGCUGUCUCGAGAUUGGUGAUGGUUAGAGAACUCUAUUUGCAUUAGCUGCCAGUAAGCUCUACAAAUGACUUAUCUAAUACACUUGUAUCGGGACUCCUUGUCUGAUAGUCGUAGUAGUGGGAGGGGAACCAACCCAUAAGUACUCCAACAGUGGCUAUGGAUGUUGAUCACAUUGUCUUUCACAGUCAGUCCAAAAAGGUUGCUGUUUGGGUUUGGUCUGUUGGGGUGAGGGGUGGGCCAAGUAUUCUGACUCUUAAAAUCCUUCAUAUGGAUUGGACCAAAACCUUUAGCAUUUUCUUCCUGUAAUCCAGGAAAACUGUUGUCUGUCAAUGUGAGACAUGUUGGUGCAUGUAUUAUAAAUGUAGGUAUAUAAUAUAUUGUGAAAUAUUUCAUUGCAAUGAUAGAGGCUAAACCAGAAUGUUUUUGUACAUCUGUAUUUAUUGUUUCAGUCAACUGAAGUAUAGAUUAUCAGAAAUUGGAUUGCACAUCUUAACUAGAAAAGUCUUUUUCCUUUAAAAAAAAUGAAGAUUAUUUGGGGGCACUUUAAAUAAAAAAACCUCUUUGGGCAGUUAAUCACGGGUAUACAGUGCUGACAAAUUCCAUCAGUAUCUGUACAUUGUCAAUAGAUUGGGAAAUACAGACAUAACCUACCAAAACAUUCUGGUCAUUAAUACUACUGAGAUUAAAUCCAUACAUAGGCAAAGGAGAGUGUUGCUGUACAGUGGGGACAGGGGUUAAAUAUAUUUGGACUUCAAAAUAAAGGCAUUCCCUUAUAGAAUUAUUAAGGGAAGGAUUGAUAAAAUGAAACUGCUCAAGAAUUCACUGCCCUUUGACACUAAAGGCUUCAAUCCUAUGCAAUUUACCUGGAAGUAAGCCCCAUUGAACACAGUGGAACUGACUUUAGAGUAAACAUGCAUAGAAUCUGGCUAGAAGUCUGCAAUCCUUAGUCACACUUAAUAGAAAGCAAGUUGUAAUGAGCUCAGUGGUGUAUACUUCAGAGAGAUCAUGCUAUACAUAGAAUAAAUAUACACCAUUUGAGUCUAUUAUACACUUUUCCUUACAGGUCUAUCUAUUUUGCAUUUAAAUAGGAAAGGUGCAUCUACGAACUCCAAUCAAAAACAUUCAGGGUGUACUGCAGUCAUGUCAGACCACAAAUUAUGUUUUAGGUUAGUGGUGUUGCUGCUCACCCAGAUUAUACUCAAUGUGCAAGCUAACACAUGGCCAGUGCUCAUGCAAAUAUGACCCUAAUUUUUACAAAUUUAAAGGGAAUACGUUGCUUAAGCAUUCAUCAGUAGCUAGUUGAAGUGCUUUGCAGAGAAGAGGGCAUGGCGAGUGACCCAUAUGAAACAUGGCCUGUUAAUUAAAGUGAACUUUGGGACACUUGGAGGACUACAACAAUAUUAGACUUUGCAUACCAGAAGCCGUGUGAAUGAUAUGAGGAGUCUUUUCUGCUAUCUGAGAUUGCUUGGUUGGUAAACAACUUCUUGUACUAAGCAUUUGUGAUGAAAGAGUGCUACACUAAGUGAUGUAUUUUUGAGGAAUUUCUAGUUCUGAAACAGUUCAGUAUUGCAUAUGUAAUAUGGUUACAGCCAGAGUAGCACUUGUGCAACUAGCUCCUAGUGCAAGGCCUCUUCCCUGCCUGUUCCUUCCUACUGAAGCUCUUAAAGCCCCUUGCUGAGCACUGGUGGACCCGUUUCAAUGUCAUGGGAAUACCUGGCACCCUAUCGAUGUAAAAUCUUAGUACUGGCCACCUUAACAGAUUUAUCUAACAUAAAUUGCAUAUCAUGAGUGCAGUGCGUGUGGUGCCUGUGGGGGGGGUGAGAGAGAUCACAAUAUUUACUUGUACUUUCAACAUACAUUAUUUAAAGGUGUUCUGUCAAAACAGAGGUGUUAACCUUUCUGUUUUAAGUGCCAGAAAUGACCACAGUCUUGUCAUUUUUUUUAAAAGCUACAAUUGGGUAUCAGAGUUAGGGUUACUCUCGCCUCCUGAUCCUUGUUUGUAUUUUGAAGAAAAGUAUUCAAAUGAGGGUCAUUGUGAAGGCUAACAGGAAACAUUUUUGCCCUAGAAAGAGCUUCAAGAACUUUGUAUACAGUUUGGAUGAAAAGGGCCUCAAACACAGAAAAGGAGUGGUGCGGUACCAUCCGACAGUUGAAUCUGCGUGUUUUUCUCUUUCCCCAAAUGUACCAGGGCAUAGUUUUUCCUAUUUUAGAAUAGUUUACUUGAGCAAUAAGAAUAUACCAUUGUGUGCAUUUUUAAAACACUACUGUUGGAAGGCACCUUUUUGUAUCUUUCAAGUGUUGAAAGUUUGGUUUCUAUUUUUGUGCUUAUAAAGUGUCCUUAAAACCAUUUGCAUUACUGCAUUUUAGCAUGUUUAGUAUAUCUGGAUAAUGUCUUGUAACAAGAAUAUUGAUACCUAUAAUGCAUUGGUGCUCUAACUUUAUUGUUCCUGCUGCUGUCUGGACCACUUGCUGGCCUGGAGAAUGAACACAUCAUUCAGGUGCCAUGAAGAGCGUACCCAAAUUUAUUCCAUGUUGGAUAGCAACCUCUCAAGCAGGAGUGAAGGCCAGCUGAAGAAAUGUGUGAGGUGGCUUUUGGGUAGCAAAAUCAGUUGACAUUUCUGUUGCAUGCUUUUAUUCACUUGGAACAGGUACCUUGGGGGUGAUGUGGUUUCCCCCCUAACUUUGGGAAAGCACUGUUGUAAUUGUGAAAACUAACCAAUAUCUGCUUGUGACAGAAGUACACUUAUGUUAGUAAUGUGCGUAGACCAUGAAACCUGGUGCAUUAGUGGAUGUCUUCAAGCAGUCUCUGACAAAAAGCUACUGGAUUUGGCUCCCAAAGUAAGUAUCAGCAGAGGCAGCCAUUACUUUCCUUGGAGAAAUGUUAAUGUUCUUGGGUUUCCAAAUUUUACAGGUCAGUUUACACCAUUUACCCGAUGUAUGUAAACUUUAUAGCCACAUUUUUAAACGUCUUUAGUUCCUUGCCUAUUUUGAUUUUGGCUAAUUGGUACGGUGUGAUGCUUUCCCAUUUGUUACUGUGUCUCAUGUCAAUUUUAGCCUUAAUCAAGGGCUAAAAACUGCCUAUAAUAAGCACUGAAACACAACCAGUUAGCAAAGAUUAGAUUACAUUAUUGUUCAGCAGAACAACACAGUUGCAGUUCCAGCUAUAGUAGGUGGGAUAGCUUUGGCACAAAGAUGUGUGUCCUGAACUUAGUUCUGCUGACAUUUCUUCUCAAAUUCCUCUCAUAUGCUACUUAAGGAUUAAUAUCAGUCCUUGAUUGAGCUUCCAGGUUUAUGUAGAAGAAAUGUUGUAUUAUACCUCUGCAGUGACUUGAAAAAAACAACAACAAAACCACCUUCACAAGCUGUGUGAUACACAGAAAUAAGAGUGGUCUUACGGAAAGGUUGAGUUGAGACAGCCAGGUCAGUAACACAAUUUAAAAUGUAGCACAACAUGGACCAGCUGCUAAGAUAUCCUAAACUUCUUAAGUAACAGCAGCUGAACUCAUAGCUGCUUAACCUUCACCACAUGUCAUGAAGAUGCAAAUGUUGUUAUGGGGUAACACUGUACCCCACAUUGGCCAGCCUUGCCAUGGCAGAGAUGCACAAGUAUUUACUGUUGAAGGUGCAUCCAUUAUGCUUUGCUCUUCUCCUGUUCUCUUGUUUGGUCAUCACACUUGCUUUUCUGUCCUUGCAGGGAGGAAAAGGGCAAUGCCCAUAUUUAUAGGCAAUGAUGACUGGCUGACAUGGGACUUCUUAUUUUGAAAGGUCCAAAGUGCAAUGACUUGGCAAGAAUGCCAAGGUUGAACACAGGUGAUAAUGAUUUUUUUUUCCCGUGUCCAGGGGUGACAUGGGGUCAGUUAACAAUGUUAGGUGUUAUGGGGUUGUCAUUGUUAGAUGAGAUUGUUCCAAAGUUGUCACUAUGGUGAACUUUGAAUGCACCCUGGCCCAUAAGAGACCUUGGGUUAGGGCGGUAUAAAAAUGUAAUAAAUAAAUAAAUAAAAUAAGUCAGCCAAACAAAACUUGAAAAGGAAAACCAAGUCCUAGAAGAAUAUAUUUCACUAAAAAGUGGGUGUUUUGCAAGUUAACUCACUCAGGGGUAUGACUGUAAUACAGAAAUACCCCAUGACAGCUGGUGAGGGUUUUUGUCCAUCAGUGAACUGAAAGUUAACAUCAGCUGCUUUUCUUUAAUCCAUAUUUUGAUUAGAAAAGUGAGUUUUCUAGUCACAUGAUACUGGAACACUACAAAUUGGCCUCAAGCACUAUAUUUGGUAUACAUUUGGAUUUAUUUUUUUAAAGAUAAAGCCACAGUAAACUUUGACACUAAAAUCUGUUUAACAUUAAAUGGUUUGAGUUCUGUCCAGUACUAUAAUCUUACUUCCUAAACUGAAAUAGGGAGCAGCUACUUGUCCUUACUCCAUAGAGUAAGGUUACUACUUACAUAGACAAGUUACUAAUUUUCUAAAAGAAGUAUCCUUCCUUUUCUGAAUGGCUCACACCUAACUGGAAGUGUAGAUAGCGUCAUUGCCAUUGUGAUAUGCUGAAUCGGCUUUCAUCCAACACGCUAGCUUUUUUCUUUUACAAAGAAAAAGGUGUUACUCUACCCUUCAGAACCCAACUGACUAUUUUAAAAGCAUUAAAUCAUUUGCAACCUUACUAAUGUAUGUAAUAUACCCUUGAGUACCUCCUUUACAAACAGUCUAGUGGGAUUCAUUUGAGGUAUGGCUCUUGGAAAUAAUGCACCCAUGAAGGUGCCUUUUGCUUAUUGCCCUACUUCCCCGUCUCUUGAGGUAAAUAAGCUCCUGCUUAUUUGUUCAUUUUCCUAUAUGAAGAGCAACCUUGUCCGUGCUCCUACAUGGGGGAAGAAAUGUGAGCCAGACAAAUCUUCUAGGCCUCGGCAUGCCAUACAGAGCACCUAGCUCAUGUUACUUUCCUCACAGUUGUGGCAACAGGUCCCCUUUUCAUGGGGGAAUUUUGAAUGUAUGAACCUUGUGUAAGCACUUAACACCUCACCAGCGUGGUGGUGGUGGUUCAGUCAGCCUCCUUGGGUUGGGCUUUCUGGAACACCAAGUCUCUUUGAUAGACAUGCCCUAAGCAACUAAUAGAAAAGCCCCAGCAUAACUGGGCUUCUCUGCGGUCUACCAAAGAAAUACAGGAUAGUCUGUUGUUCUCUCCCAAUGCCUCUCUGUCAAGCUUACUUCUAUACCUAUUACAGACCCAGGCCAUAUUCAAAAAUAACAUACGCUGACCAGAAUGUGCAUUUGCCUUGGUUUUAGUGUGGGUUAUAAAUGUCAGAACAAUGCCUAUUACUGACUCUGUGGGUAGUAUAAGAUGCUGCAGCACAAAGUAUGUAUUUUAUCAUCUGAAAAUGGGAUGGGAUGUCUGCUUUUUCCUGUAUUACAUAUUUUGUAAUUGUAAAUUGUGGGGAAGAACCAUUAGCUUUGUUUUGUAGCCAUUGGUAGCAGUCAAUGGUGAUAAUCCUUGUAAACUGAUUAUGCACAUGUAAAACACCGAUGUUGCAACAAUGAUUUUGUUUGUGCAGCAGUUUGUGCUAAGUGCUGUAAAUACAUUAUGAUGUUUACUGCUUUAACAGAAAAAAGUUGCACACUGCAUUUUUCUUUGAGUGGGAGUGCCUCCCCCAAUCCUGUCCCUUUAAGAAAUCAAAGCUCAACAGGUGGUAACACGGAUGAGAAGAGGUUUGUUUUAUAUAAAUAUUAUAUAAAUAUGUAUAAAUAUACUUUUCUAAGCAUGGGAGAAAUACAAAAUGCAUUCAUGACAAAGUACCCAGUCAAAAUUAUGUGGAAUAUGCACAAGUCAAUAAAAAUGUAGUUAAAUUUG
This is a messenger RNA of Hemicordylus capensis (graceful crag lizard), 10327 nucleotides long. It is a transcript of the gene RAPH1, whose product is annotated as Ras association (RalGDS/AF-6) and pleckstrin homology domains 1. Gene Ontology annotation, cellular component: plasma membrane; cytosol. NCBI's taxonomy places the organism in Eukaryota, Metazoa, Chordata, Lepidosauria, Squamata, Cordylidae. Bases 606 to 4511 code for a protein of 1301 amino acids. Gene Ontology annotation, biological process: signal transduction. The transcript has 16 exons. The record is from RefSeq and is a predicted model, not a curated record.